This is a messenger RNA of Parnassius mnemosyne (clouded apollo), 1584 nucleotides long. The record is from the annotation of a GenBank genome assembly. NCBI's taxonomy places the organism in Eukaryota, Metazoa, Arthropoda, Insecta, Lepidoptera, Papilionidae.
AUGGAGUGUCUAGCAUCGCCGAGUACAUCGGGGAAGACCAGAAAACGUACGGCUCAUCCAGAAAACUGGAAACAAAACAUAGCUAAACGGCAGCGAUAUUCCCCUAAGGAAAGUCCAAAUAGACCCAGAUGUCAACAUCUCCGGAAGGGUGUUUAUAAAUGCGAGUCAAUAACUAUGCGAGACGUGAUGAACUUUCAUGCGGCAUUUUAUAAAUAUCACAACAAGGAAACACAAGAUGCUUUUCUUCUAAAAUACUGCGUCCCUGUAAUUCCCAAGAGAAAAAGACCUAAAAAUAAGAAACAUCAUCCGAAAACCAUUCAUACAAAUUACAGCAUUUACAGUGUAUCACAGAAAAAAAAAAUAACAAUAUGUCAGAAAGCGUUCCUCGGAAUUUUAAACAUUACUAAACAUCGAGUACAGUAUAUUGCUAAAAAGUUUGUGGAAUCGGGUGGACAAGCAGUAAAAGAAAAAAGAGGCGGUGACCACAAAACAGAUGUAUGCUCGACAUGUAUUCUACUUCUAGAAAAAAUUAAAAGAGAAUCAGAUGAGGCACAAAAGCAACGACUUAUGGUAGAACAUAGGGUUCACAAACUUAAAGCUAAAGCAUUUUUUAAUUUAGUGAGAGAAGAAAGACCCAAUUUAAAAACAUUCUCAUUUGAUUGUGAAAAAAAUCUACCAUUACCAAAAACACCUGAUCAGAUAACUUAUUAUUCCAGACAGCUUUAUCUAUAUAACUGUACUAUAGUAGAAGGUUCAUCAAAGACUCCUCUGACAACACAAAAUGUAUUCGCCUACUGUUGGACCGAAGACCAAUAUGCCAAAGGAGCUAAUGCAAUAGCUUCCAUAGUAUAUCACAGACUGAUGAACACGAAUUUGACAGAUAUAAGUACGAUCAGAUUGAUAGCAGAUGGAUGUCCGGGGCAAAAUAAAAACUCGAUAAUGAUAGCGAUGUGUUCGAAGUGGUUAAGUAGUUCGGCACCUGAUCACGUGCAAAGAAUUGAAAUAGUUUUUCCUAUCGUAGGACACUCUUUCAUUCCACCGGACCGCGUAUUUGCUCAUGUGGAAAAGGAUGUGAGAAAGUUGGAGUGUAUAUUAAGACCGGAGGAUUACCUUGAGAUUAUAGGCACUUAUAGCACAAUAGUUCGUAUGGGUUCUGAUUGUGAAGUCCUAAACUUUAAGAGUGGAAUGAGUUCAGUUAUAAAGGAUGUCGGCUCUUGGCACUUCCAAUUUAAACAUUGCAAAAGAUUUUUAAUACAGCGGUCAAAAGAAAUUGGUAAUGUUGUAAUUCAAGGGGAAGUGCACUAUACUAAUAAUUUGGGUGUAUUGAAGAAAAUAACUCGUAAAAAUAAAAAGGCCUCUGAUUUGAACCCUGAAGUGAUUACUCAAAACAUUGUGAGAAUCAAACCUGCAAAAUUGGUAGACGUAAAAAAACUAUUAACCACUCAUUUUGGAAAUGAAUGGGAAAAUGAGGAGGGAUUUGAUUUUUAUAGAAGUGUUUUAUCACAAACAUCAAGCCUAGAAGAAGAGGAAGAUGCAUCACAAGAAGUUACUUGUGAAUUGCAAGUGGAGGAAAGAUGUCUAUAG